Molecule: messenger RNA, 9118 nt
Organism: Dreissena polymorpha
Lineage: Eukaryota; Metazoa; Mollusca; Bivalvia; Myida; Dreissenidae
Product: serine/threonine-protein kinase N2-like
Exons: 22
Coding region: 260-3199 (979 amino acids)
Biological process (GO): signal transduction; protein phosphorylation
Molecular function (GO): ATP binding; small GTPase binding; protein serine/threonine kinase activity
Source: RefSeq, a predicted model, not a curated record
GUUUUGACACAGCCAUGUAAAUCACGUAGAUGCCAUCACUAACAUGUUGAAUUUGCUCCAGUUUGUGCCUGUUUUCUACUGUUCGUUAGUUUUGUUGCACUUGUAAUGCUUGACAUUGUGAAAGAGUGAUUCCAUACCGGUAUUGAAUCACAUACCCUGUUGUAAUCAUUAAUUGUGAAGACACUGGCAGACACAAACACAAGCAGUUGGCUGGAAUCUUGUGUAGUUUUUAGUUCCCGUUUGCUUGUUUUUUGUGAUAAUGAAGGAUUAUUUACUUCCGCAGGGAGGUGCCAUGCCUAACGCGUUGCACAGCAAAGAAGAUUUCGAAGAGGCCAAAGAGGCGGUGAAGAAAGAGAUAAGGAAAGAAAUGAAGAUAAAAGAGGGCGCUGAGAAGCUACGAGAGGCCACUUCGGACAAGAAGAGCCUCGCAGAUGUUAACACGAUCGUUAAAAAGGCGAAUAAUCGUUUACAGCAGUUACAGCAAGAACUGAAUGAGAUUAACCUUUAUCUGCUAGUGUCUGGGAGCUCUAACAAAAUAGAAGAUGUGCGGUCCCCGGAAAUACGGAAAUCUGCGUCCGAUGCUGAUCACAUGGAGAAUGAGAAACCCAACAGGGUUAUGUCUCUUGAAAAACAGCUCAAUAUUGAAUAUAAGGUGAAGCAAGGGGCUGAGAAUCUAAUUGCGAUGUACAGUUCAGGGUCCUCAAAAGACCGUAAACUGCUUGCCGAUGCUCAACAGAUGCUUGCGGACUCGAAAACUAAGAUCGAGAUCAUCCGUAUGCAGAUUGUAAAGGUGAAUCAGGACACAUCUGAGGAAGGUAUCAAAAGAUGUGAAUUCCUUUCACCGCUGGAACUUCGAAUAGAAGAACUGCGGCAUCACAUAAAAAUAGAAUCUGCGGUUAUAGACGGUGCAAAUAAUGCCAUAAAAUUGCUAAAGAAUUCCAAAGCCCCAGACAAGAAAGCAUUACAAGAGGCUCAAAACAGUUUAUCAGAAAGUAACCAAAAGCUGGAGUUGUUAAAGGUAUCGUUAGAGAAACGUAUCUACGAGCUUGGACCGGGCUCUGCCAAGGUGGAUAUGCUCAAAAACGAACUUGAUGCCCUGCAUUCAAAAUCAAAUUCCAAUGGACAGUUUAAUAGUUUGAAGCGGGCGCAGAGUAAUUCCCCCUUUGUGAAAGCCGCAGCCUUGACUGGAAAACUGGAGGUCAGACUGGUUGGUUGCCAGGGGUUACUGGACGAGGUUCCGCGUCGCAAGGACAGCCUGCAGCUGGUCACGUCCAGUCCCGGGGACAGCAAGAGUCUGCUGAGAAAGUCCAAGUCUUCCAAGUCGUACAACGUAAAAGAGGAGACGUCAACUGAGGUUAUGGCUGUGAUAAAGCUGGACCAUCAACAGGUGGUACAGACGUCCUGGAAACCACACAGUCAGCAGUGCUGGGACCAUCGGGCCAGUAUAGACCUCGACAGGGGCCGAGAGCUGGAGAUAGCGAUCUAUUGGCGCGACUUGCGGCAGAUGUGCGCCGUUAAAUUCCUGCGUCUCGAGGACUUCCUUGACAACCAGCGCCACGGCAUCGCCAUCCACCUUGAGCCACAGGGAAUACUCUUUGCUGAGAUUACAUUUUUAAACCCCACAUUAUCCCGUAAGCCAAAACUACAAAGACAACGAAGAAUAUUUCCAAAACAUAAAGGAAAGAACUUCCUGCGUCCCAACGACAUGAACAUCAACGUGGCCACGUGGGGUCGCCUCAUCAAGAGAACGCUUCCUCAGCAGUGUUCUGAUGGGGCUGGAGCCCUCAGUCCCCAACCUGUUGUGACGAACCGUCGCCCGCCGCUCAAUGAAGGCCAAUAUCAGCCCCUGGAGUCUUCCAACAGUCACCCUGGCGAUCAUUCCCAGCAGAAGCAGGGAACCAUCUCCCCAUCACGGCAGGAACCAGAGGCAACCAUCUCUCAAUCCUUUGACUUCCUUCCUGCUGAUUCCCCAAACAACAGUAUAGACCUGGACAAGUACCCAGGCACCAACAACAGCCUGGGCUACCUGGGCGGCUCGUCUUACUUCCCGGUCGCGGACUACUCGAGCCCACGGAUACCUACCCCACCUCCCUCCCUGCCCACGGAACCACCCCCUAACAUCUAUGAGACGCCGAAGCGGCCGCCAGCGGUGUCCGUGCAUAAAACCGUGAUAGAACCUGAGUUUACUCAUCAAGCAGUCAACAUGAGUGAUUUUAGACCGAUAAGUGUUCUAGGUCGAGGGCAUUUUGGAAAGGUUAUACUGUCAGAAUAUAAGAACACGGGUGAAUACUUCGCUUUAAAAGCAUUAAAGAAAGGGGAGAUAAUAGCGAGAGACGAAGUGGAAAGUCUGAUGUCAGAGAAGCGAAUAUUUGAAGUGAUAAAUGCCAUGAGGCACCCAUACCUCGUCAACCUGUUUGCCUGCUUCCAAACUCAAGAACAUGUGAUAUUCGUGAUGGAGUAUGCGUGUGGUGGAGACCUAAUGAUGCACAUUCACAACGACGUGUUCUCUGAACCAAGGACAGUCUUCUACGCUGGAUGUGUCGUACUUGGUCUGCAGUAUUUGCACGAACAUAAAAUUGUAUAUAGAGAUCUGAAACUCGACAACUUACUGCUGGACACCGAGGGCUACCUGAAGAUUGCUGACUUCGGUCUCUGCAAGGAGGGCAUGGGGUUCGGGGAUCGCACCCGGACAUUCUGCGGCACCCCGGAGUUCCUUGCGCCUGAGGUGUUGACUGAGCCCUCGUACACCCGGUCUGUGGACUGGUGGGGCCUGGGCGUGCUCAUCUUUGAGAUGUUGGUGGGAGAGUCUCCAUUCCCGGGAGAUGAUGAGGAGGAAGUGUUUGACAGCAUAGUCAAUGAGGAGGUGAAAUAUCCACGGUUCCUGUCCACUGAGGCCAUAGCCAUUAUGAGAAGGUUACUACGACGUAACCCUGACCGACGGCUGGGAUCCAGUGAAAGGGAUGCUGAAGACGUCAAGAAGCAGGCAUUCUUUAGGAAUCUGGACUGGAAUGAGUUGUUAAUGAGAAGAGUAAAGCCACCAUUUGUUCCAACAGUGAAACACCUCGAGGAUGUGAGCAACUUUGAUACAGAAUUCACGCAAGAGAAGGCCAUACUCACGCCAGCAAAGGAUAGGCGAUCUCUCACAUUGGAAGAUCAGGAUAAUUUCAGAGACUUUAACUAUAUAGCAGACUGGUGUUAGCAUAUGUUAGCCUUCAGUGAUACAUAUUUUCUAUAUUCAGACUGGUGACCAGUCUAACAUAUAGAUAAAAUACUGUCAGUUUGGGCUGGUAUGAGCCAGUGUAUUAAAAUCGGAGACUUUCUGUGGUGGUAUGUCAAGUAAGGAUGUAACAUCAGCAAAAGUUUGAGGCUUUUUGCCGGUCUAUUAACAUAUAAGACUUGAGCUAUAUUGUCGAUUGGUGUUAGCAUUGCGGGUAUGGUUUCUUGUUAUGAGACUGGUUGCCAGUUCAUGAAAGAUGAACCAUAUGUAAGUUCUUCCAUGGCAUUAAAGAUAAGCUUUAGUGAUUGGUUAACGUUAUUGUAAAUAAUACUGGUGGCCAAUGAAAAAAGCCAAAGGUUUCAUUGGAGGGAGCCUGUUAACCAGAUUAUAUAGUGAAGAGACCUACUGUAUUGCAUACCGGUGCUGUUAACAUUCUCUCAGCAUGUGUUACAUGUUACAGUAAUGACAUUGGUAACAGGUCUAUUGGUCUGGUUCAAAAUUGUACGUCCAUCAACAGGCUUUUGAAUAGAAAUAUUACACCAGUCAAAAUAUUACGUUCUUGUUGUUUAAGAAGGAAUAUACAGAAUGUGUAUACUAGCGUUAUAAUUUUCUCAGAGAAAAUAUAAGUUUUGUAGCAUCUACAAACUUUCACAUUUUGUCUGGUUCCUUUAUUUAUAUUUAUAAAAAGACAACCAGUCUGUUACUAUGCAUUGAUUGUUGUAAAAGAACAUUCAUUGACAAUGUAACCAUUCCGUUAGUACAUUGUAGGUAUAAUUAUUAUCCCCCGCCAUAGGCGGAGGGAUAUUGUUUUGGCGUUGUCCGUCCGCUUUCCGUCCGUCCGGAGCCAUAUCUUGGAAGUUCUUUGGUGGAUUUCAUUGAAACUUGGUAUGGGUAUAUAUAUGGAUAAGAGGAUGAUGCACGCCAAAUGGCAUUGUACACCAUCUGUUAAUAACAGAGUUAUGUUCCUUUGUAUCUUGAAAAAAUGCAUUUUUGAGUGUCGAGUAUAACACUUUUGUGUCCAGAAGCAUAUUGGCGGGGGAUAUAAAUUCUACGAAUUUGCUUGUUUAUAUUACAUCGGUUGUAAUAAGUUACUGCACCAAAUGAUAAACUCUGAAUACUUUUUAUUUAGUGUUACCAAAAUUUAAUUGAUGAAAAGUGUGAGUUCAUGCAAAUAUGCAGUAAAGUGUGCUUAUUUAUGAUCUGAUGUGUGACACUCUUAAUGGAAUAAUUAUAAAAAGUUGUUCAGAAUAGAUUGUUUAGGAGUUGAAAAUGAUCCAAUUUAGUUUAAGUUGAUAGUUGCUAACUGCAUAAUACUUUUUGUGAUCAUUUAUGAGUUCAUUAAAUUACUCAAAUAAAAAGUGCUGCAUUGAAGUGUUUUGUGUAAUUGUACAUUUUUUAUCUGAAAUAAGGUAUAAUAGUUAUCAGAAUUGUAUCACUUACAAAUUGGUAGUCUAGUGUCUAAGUUAAUCCUUGCAUUUCUUUUAUAGUAAUCCACAAAUUAUCAAGAUGUUUUGAUAGCAGUGUAAAAGUAUUUUGCCCCCAAGUUUGUACUUGUAUGUGCCAAUAUAUGUUAGCAAUAUGAGCCUCAUUCUGUGAAAACUGGGCUUAAUGCAUGUGCGUAAAAUGUCAUCUCAGAUUAGGCUUAUCUGGGACGACACUUUCUGCUUCUUUGGAAUUUAGGAUUUGAAGGAAGUCUUCUUGAAAAUCCAGUUAAAGCGGGUAUAUACGAUUUUGUCAAAUAUUUAUGAAUUUAUAUAAAAUGUGUAAAAACUUAUUAUAUAUAUAUUUCAAUAUGAAUUAAAAUAAAAGUUAAGAGGAACAUGUGUCGAAAAAUGCGAAAAAAGCCAGAUAUUUAAUUCUGAAAUUGAAAACGGCUGUAUUCGCCAGCAUGUAUACCAAACAUGUACGAUGUGAAUCUAAACUUAGUUUAACGGUUUAUUUGAAUUCCUGCAACAAUAUCUAUUCAUACGACACACGAACACUAACUCCAAUUCCUAAUACAAAGACGAAUGCUUCGGUUAUUGUAGGAAAAUAUAUACGUCACAAUCGGCUCGGGGCGCUAAUUUGUCUUUGCUGCAUUUUAUGAAAUUCGGCUUUAAUGUAUAAUUUUUCUUGCCUUUAUAUGGUUAUUGUAACAUGUUUUAUCAAUAUAUUACAAUUAAACACAUAAAAAAUCGUAUAUACCCGCUUUAAGGUGGAAAGUGUCGUCUUGACUAGCCUGUGGGGAGUUUAUGCUGCUCAUAUGUUUGUUAUUUAUAUACCAUAGUGUCUCAAAUCAGCAGGCAAAGUGCUCUUCAUGUUCAUCUUAACAUUGGUGACGUUGGUCACUCCAUUAAACAGGUUUAUAAUAAAACUACUGUUACAUGUUUAUAUUAUGCAUAACAUAGAAGACCUCAUGUAAAACAAUUGUACAUGAUUAAUAAAUGUUAACCAGAUAUGACAUUUAUACUCUCAUCUUCUGGUAUCUGAGUAAGUCCUGUUUAACCCUUUGCAUGUUGGGAAAUUUGUCGUCUGCAAAAAUGUCGUCUGCUGAAUUUCUAAAAUCAGCAUUUUCUUCGAUUUUUUUCAAAGAAUACUAUCAGAAUAGCAAACAGUUUGGAUCCUGAUGAGACGCCACGUUUUGUGGCGUCUCAUCUGGAUCCAAACUGUUUGCAAAGGCCUUCACAAUUCGGUUCCAGCACUGAAAGGUUUAAAUUAUCUUUUUGGUACAAGUACAACUUAUUUCGAAGUUACAAAACCAAAUAUGGAAAAAAGUAUUUCUGCUUGUCAAUGGUAUAAGAUGUACAAACAGUUAAUUCUAAAACUUGGUUUAGGAGAAAACAUUGUUGCUAGCGUGGACAAAUCUUUACGCUUUUGUCCUGCUAUUUUAAUGUGAGGGCAUGUACCAAAGAGUGAUGGGAAAAAAAUGAAGAUGAACAAUUACAAGUAAGUUGUUUCAGAUCAAAGUGCUGUGUUUAUACAUUAUUCUACUGCCAAUCACUAUUGUGUUGUUAUAUUCUCAGUAAGUGCUUUUGUUCAAUUUUUGGGAAAAGUGGCUGGGCGCAGUGGAGGUUUUUUGGAUAAGCAUGAUUACAUGUUUUUGUUCAACUUUGUCAAAGAACAUUAAUGUUUUGUUGUAGAUGCUUAAUAAGAUUAUGAUUACACUUGGUUUGAUAACAAAAAAUUUAAAUAUGUACAAAAAUGCCUCUAACUUAGAUAUUUAAAAAAAGUACCUUUUCGGAGCAGGGUAAGGCAAAGAAUGUAAGGCCCCUAAUUUGUCCUAAAUAAUCUAUGAACAUACCUGCUUAUGUUAGAUCUGCUUAAUGUUUGUUAAAAAUCAUUUGACUAUGCAAGGAUUGAUAGAAGUUUGAAGCUGAUAGUUUGAAUGUAGCUAUGACAAUGUUUUGACAUUUGAUGCUGCAAAAUAGUGUUGAAUGUGGCAAUCACAGCAUACAUUCCUGGAGGAUGACAAAAUUUGUUGGUGCAAUUAAUUAUUUGUUUACAAAGAAAUUCAGAUGAAAUUCAAUGGAUCGAUCUAAUUUCUCAAAUGUCUCUUGAUAUAGUAAGUGCGCAAAAUCAUUUAUUCUUUUGCUACAGCACUGCGUAACAAGGUUUAAAACUAUUUUUUACUUACCUGAUAUCACAAUAUUUUGUCUCAUAUCUUUACACACUUUUUGAGACACAUCAGAAUUCCAGGUAUAAAUUUAAAUCAAUGAACACAUGUUUUUAAUUAUAUAAUAUCUGAGGUUCUUUUUUUAAUUUUAAUAAUAAAUAAAUUAACCCUUUGCAUGCUGGGAAAUUUGUCGUCUGCUAAAAUGUCUUCUGCUGAAUUUCUAAAAUUAGCAUUUUCUUUCAUUUUUUUCAAAGAAUACUAUCAGAAUAGCAAACAGUUUGGAUCCUGAUGAGACGCCACGUCCUAAAAGGCCUUUUAAAUUCGGUUCCAGCACUCAAAGGGUUAAGCCUCGCCAUGGGAAGAAGGGCUUUUUACAUUUUUGUAGUGUCAUCUCAGAUUAGCCUGUGCAUGGAGCACAUGGUAAUCAGAGAUAACACUACGCAUUAAUGAAUUUUUUUGUUUUAAGGAUGUCUCUUCUCGACAAAAAUCCAGUCCGGGUGGAAAGUGUUGUGCCUCAUUAGUCAGAUUAACACAGAUGCAUUAACCCUUUGCAUGCUGGGAAAUUUGUCGUCUGCUAAAAUGUCGUCUGCUGAAUUUCUAAAAUUAGCAUUUUUUUCAUUUUUUCAAAGAAUACUAUCAGAAUAGCAAACAGUUUGGAUCCUGAUGAGACGCCACGUUCUGUGGCGUCUCAUCUGGAUCCAAACUGUUUGCAAAGGCCUUCAAAAUUCGGUUCCCGCACUGAAAGGGUUAAGCACCGUUUUCCCUGGCCAAGGCUCCAUUGUUUUUCCAAGUUAUAAUGUAUUUCUGUUGUAAAAAUAAUUAUACUUAUAUUCUGUUAUUUUAAUAAUAAAAUAAUGGCCAAUUAAUGUAAUAAAGUAAUGCAAUUUCUAUAUUGAAUACACCAACAUAACAGUUGUUAGGUGCUAAUAAUAUCAAAUAAAAUCCAAUUAAAUAAAAUUAGUUUUUCUGGUUCACAAAUGUAUGCAUGAUUGAUUUAAAAAAAAUAGAUUUUUUUACUUUUUGUGGUUGUUUAGUAGGUAUAAACAUAAUUCAAGGGGUGUGGCAAUAAAGGUAUCUAACAUUUUAGUUAUUAACAUAGUUUAUUUGAUUAUUUUAUAUCUUAGAUGAAUUUAAAAUUUCUAGUUUAUUUAUCUGAAACUUGAUAUGUUGUUGAUGAUAAAUGCUUAUUUGAACAGAAAACGAAACAUUUCUUCAAGUCAAGAGUUUGGGAUACUUUUGGUGGUAGUUGGCAAACCAUCUCUUAAUCCUUUACCAAGUGGAAACGUCUUUUGGCACAUUUUUAGUCCCAUAGAAUGUUACAUUUUUUCUACUAAAUUCAAGUUUAAAGGCUUAAUUUCCAACCCUUAGAUACUGAUGAGCACCAAACAGCAUAAAACCUGAACAGACUACGAGUUACUUGCAGCUGUUCUGGUUUUAUGCUGUUUGCACAUAGCCAUUUUUACUUUGAUUCUGAGUGGAAAAGGGUUAAUCACUAAAUCAAGUAUAUAAAGAUGAGAUGCUUGCUAAUUUGAGAUCAGUCAAAUCCAGCCAUUAUUUUGACAUGUUGUUGCCAUCUAUUAAUUUCCUUUUCUGUUUUCAGGUAAGACAAUUAAGUUUGAUACAUGAUGUAGCAUUACCUUUACAAAACUGAACUUUUAAAACCAUUUGGUAUGGUAUGUUGAACGAUACAGUUGCAUUUAUGUGUGUCUUUGUAAAACAGUUAAGCAUGGAAACUGUUGAAUCCUAUGUCAAAGUAAACUGGCUUUCAUAACGUUGUUGCAGGUUUUUCCAAUGGUUUUGUGGUAUUGUUCUGACUUACUGAUUUGUAAUUUGUAUCAUACGCUGUGUGCGGUUGCAGCUAUAUAAAUGAGUCUUGCUCUGUGAAAAUGGGGUUAAAUACCUAUAUGCGUAAAGUGUCAUCCCAGACUAGCCUGUGCAGUUUGCACUGGCUAAUCCGGGGCGACACUUUCUGCUUUUAUUGUAUUUUUCGUUUAAAAAAAGACUGUUAUUGAGGAAAAUCCAGUUUAAGCAGAAAGUUUUGUCCCUGAUUAGCCUGUGCAGACUGCACAGGCUAGUCUGGGACGACACUUUACGCUCAUGCAUUUAGCACCAUUUUCACUGAGCGAUGCUCAAAUGUAAAUAGCAAAAUGAACAUUCUGUUAUCAAUGCUAUAAUAGCUUGUAUUAUACUAUACAUACAAUUGUCAUUUGUGUAUAUAAUGCCAUUGCUUUGUUAAACCCUAAAUACAUGUACAUUCAGUAGACUUUAAAACAUUGUACGAUUACAAAUAAAACAUUUAACAUUUACAA